AUGGAUGAAAAACAACGAACCAAAGUGUCAAAAGCUUGUGAUUAUUGCAAAAAGAGGAAAUUCAAAUGUAGUGGAGUAGCGCCUUGUGAUUUAUGUUUUAAGAAGAAUAUAACUUGUUCAUUUGAUAUAGUUGAUAAACGAACUAUACGACGAAAGAAUAAAAAAAGAACACCACCAACAACCACCACAACAAAUGUUAAAAAACGAAGUUUGCCCAAAGAAAUUCAGUAUAGAUUUGCAGAUAUUAAAACAUUAAAAGAUGAUAUCCCGCAAGAAUAUCAAACGAUAACUAGUUUCCCAUUAAAUGAAACACAUGAAGAACAACCAGAAUCUCUUUCAUCAAGUGAUAAACUACCACCAAGAAUGUUAUAUGAUUCAAAAGGUAAUUUAAGAUAUGUUGGAGAAUCAUCACCAUUAUCUUUUCUAUUUGACUGUAGAAAUAUUUUUCAUGAAUAUAUUGGAAUCAGUGAAUUUACAUCCCAAACAAGUACAACAUUAGAAACUAUCGAUGAACCAGAUGAAGAUCAUGAAGUUGUUCAAGUUGCAUUACCAUCAAGAAAUUUAUUAAGUCAAAUUCUACGACUUUUUUCAAUUAAUGUAAAUCAAGCAAUUUAUUUAUUUGAUAUGAAAGAAUUUAAAAAAACUAUAGUUGAUCCAAUCUAUACAAAUUAUUCAGAAUGUAAAACAAAACAAAUUGUAUUAAUUAACUUAGUUAUAUCCAUCGGUAUACUUUAUGCUGAAUCAAUAAAUGAUCCUAUGUUAAUUGAAUUACAACAAGGUAUGAACCAAAUACAUUCUCAUUCAUAUUUCGAAUAUGGAAUGUAUUUAACAAAGAAAAAUUUAACAAAAAGUAAAUUAUGGAUCACUGAAGCAUGUGCAUUAGCUUAUGUAUAUUAUCAAUUUAAACUGCAACGAAAUUCAGCAUGGUUAAUUUUAGGUUAUGCAAUUAGAAAUGCUGAAGCAAUCGGGAUACAUCGAAAAUUUUUAAAUGAUUCAUAUAAAGAUGUUGAAUAUGUUAAACAUAGAAGAAGAUUAUUUAGAAGUUUAUAUUUAAUGGAUCGUAUAUCGAGUAUUAUACUUGGUAGACCAUUGAUAAUUGAUGAAAAAAAUUGGGAUGAUUUUGAUUCAUCAGAUAUCUAUGAUAAAGAUGCUAAUGGGAAUAUUAUUUAUGAUCCAAAAUAUACUACAGUGAUUGAAUCAUGUAAAUUAUGUAGAAUUGGUAGUAAUAUAAUUAGAUCAUUUUAUUUAGAUGGGUCAAAUUCUGCAUUUAAAGCUGAACAGUUAGCUAUUGAAAUUAAAAUUUGGUCAUUAAACUUACCUAAAGAAAUUCAAAUUGAUAAGAUUGUGGAUAAUAGUAAAGAUAUAGUCAAAGGUGAAGAUUAUACAAAUAUUAAAGUUAGUCUCAUCAUGAUUCAUACCCUUCAUUUAUAUUUUACAAUUUUGUUAUUUAGACCAUUUUUCAUUCAUUUAGUUUUCAAAAAGCAGAUCAAUAUCAAAUCACCAACUUCAAAUUAUGAAGUUGCUAUAUUAAAUUUUUACAAGUCAAGUAUUAAAUCGUCAAUUUUGUUAAUACAAUUAUUAGAAUAUUAUUAUCAUACAUUUAUAAAAGAUCAACAUAAUAGAGUAGAAGGGUCUGGUUUUAUGUAUGCUUGUUUAUCUGCAACUUUAGUCAUUGGAUUACUGGUACUAUACAACGAGUCAAAUAAUUUUGAAUCUGAAUUCAAAACUAUUUCACAAAUGAAUUAUAUAAAUUCAGCUAAGAAUAUAUUUAAAAGACAUUCAAUUGAAAAUCCAAUGGCUGAAAAGUUUUUCAAAGUUGUUGAACAGAUGCAAUUUGCAUUAAUGAAUAAAUUUGAAUUAGAUGAAAACGGGAAUAAAUUAGAUAAUACACCAUCAAAUUCAAAUAUAAUUCAGCAUAAGUUUGUAAAUAGUUCAAGUAUUUUAAUUGAUGGGAAUUCAAUUGAAUUUAAUCAAGAAUAUGAUAGAUUUAUUGAAUCCUUGUCAAACUCAAGUGUCGGAAAUGAAUCCUUUAUGGGUACGUUUAAUGUAAACGAUAUACUAUAUAAUGUGAGAAAUAGGUAA
Molecule: messenger RNA, 2082 nt
Organism: Insectozyma verbasci
Lineage: Eukaryota; Fungi; Ascomycota; Pichiomycetes; Serinales; Debaryomycetaceae
Source: the annotation of a GenBank genome assembly